AUGCCAGCAGAACCAGGAUCUUUGCAACAGGUUGAGAGUCUCAUGGAACUCGACUCUGUCCAGAAUAUCAAGGGUCUCCAAUUCAACCUGAUGCUGCCCGAAAAGUGGAUUCAGAUGAGUCCCGAUGAGAAGAUGGUGCAGUGCUCUCAGAUCCGCAAGCAAGCGCUGAUCGGAGUGGGAGAACUCCAGGUUUACAAUGGUGAUGGAUUGAGACUUCAACUUGGGGGCCGAAAUGCCAGGCCGAUCCAGGACACCCCAGCCAAGCAGAUUGCUGAGGACGUUUACCGCUACUCAGGCCCUCGGCGCCUGACUACAGACAUGGCACUGAAUCUGGUUGUUAGGACAUCUUGGAUUGAUAAGGGAGAAUGGCCACUAGGGAUUGACACUAGCAACUACAAAUCCCUUCCCCCAAUCACUUUCACUGAGCUUGGUCGCAGAGCGGUAAACGCCAACCAGGUUCAUGUUAUCAAUGGCCAACAUCGAAUAACAGGCCUGCGAUAUGCAUACAAGCGUGCAGUGGACGAGGUGAAACGCCUUGAGAGGCUAGUGAACAUUUGUCCCAAGAAAGAGUUAAGCGAUGAAGAGAAGGCAAGGUUAAGUGACCUUCAGGGUGCGUUGAAUCAGGAGCAUGUCAAGAUGGAGACGUUAAAGACAUGGCCUGCCAACAUUUGGGACCUUGAUAUUAUCGAGUCACAGGAGCGGCUGGGGAAUCUUCUCAUUGAUUUCCUUUCACAAAAUAAAGACACUGUGGAGGUAAUUGCGUCUGAGGAGGAUAAGCUGGCACCUCUAUACCAGCAACUCCUCACCAUGGAGAAAGCCUCGGGCUGGCGGCCACAAUUGUGGUCCUCAACCUCAUUCUCUGCCCAAACCCAUACCACUGACCUUCACAACCUGUCAGGUGACUCAACAUUUUCUCGUAAAUUUGAGAAAUUGGCCAAGGAUCCCAGAACAACACGUGGUUUGAUGGAAAUGACAAGGCUUGGCAAAUACUACCGCACCUGGAACGGCUUCACUUAUCUAUGGACAUACAUCCAGGGGCAGAAUGAGCUCCUGGGUCUCAUAUUCUCUAAUUCGGCAUCAGAUGCCAACUUCCCCUAUGAUCAAUUCCGUGGGACAUUGUCGGCACUGAAAACUGCCAAGUCCUCGUCACAACUCCAGGCACAAUUGGAUGCCCUCUCAUCCAACUUCAUCACGUCAUUCAUUGAUCAAGACCAUCAAAUGUCUGAUCUGGAACGAUUUUAUUCCUCUGAAUUUUGGGAUGCUGUGGAAAAGGCAGAGGCCACUUCUGGGAUCUCCUCUGCUGGGCAACAGCGGUAUGACACAUAUAUUGGUGAGGUCCGGAAGGCCAUUGAAGAAAUUCUUUCUCGAACGGAUGAGCUCCUUCCUCCCCACAUCAAAGCAUCUGCUCUGAAUUGUUUCGAUGUCUUGUUUUCAGGGAAGAUAUUCAACAUCAAAUUGAUCCUGAUGACAACAGGACUUGUGGGAGAGUUGGAAGAAAUGUUCAAGAAUUAUGGGCAUUGCUUCCGUGAGAUUCAUGCUUGGGUAGAUCCCAUCUCUGCAUACCUCAUUGAUUGGCCAAAGGAAGAUCCAUAUGAUCGCUCCUACCUCCUCUUUGAUUCCUUUCAUAGGGAUCCACUCAUCACCAACCCUCACAAUGUGGAACUGGUAUUUACAUUCCAUGUCCUUGGUGACAUGCUUCCUCAUUUCUCCAAUUGGAUGGUGGAAACUCAUCCAGAUCAUUCUUCCUUUGUCCAUGUACCCACUCAUGAUACCACAAAACUCCCAAGAGCAUACUUCGAGAAAGUGGGGCUAUAUGAUAUUGCCAAGCAGCCAUCACCACCAGAUGGUCAUCAAAAUGGUUUAUUCAAGUCUGGUGGUAUCUUGCCAUUGUCAUGGGAGGAGGAAUGUCAGGCUUUCGCAAAUUCACAAGCCAUCUUCCAAUCUUGGAACUCUGCACCCAACAUUCUGGCCAAACACCGUGAAAGCAGAGGAUCUAACAAUAUCUUACACCGUGCCAUGGCUGUUUAUCCACACCUCACCCUCAAAGAUGGCUCUGGGAGCAAUCUUAUUCGUAUCUCUGCUAAAUGGCGAAUUGCCAUGGUCAUUCUAUCCAUCCACAAUAUUCAAUGUCGGCUACCACUCAUGAAGAAGAAAGGGGUCUCUGCUGCUUUAUAUGCAGGACUUCUUGAUGCUAUCAAGCAUUUCACUCAUGAGCCGACCUCCUUUGACUUUGUGGUGGCUCUCCAUAGGAACGCCAAGGCCCACAAGUAUCCAUACCUUGAGGACCCAAAAGGCUUCAUUCAGCAACUCCAAGGCAUACCUCCAUCAGAUGAUGAGAGUGAUGACCAGGAGUCCCCUUUACAUCUGUACAACUCCCUUCGUCGAGGAAAUCAAAAAGACAUUCAUGCCCUCAGGAAUAUGAUGAAGAAGAUGGGCUGGAUCCACUGUCGCCAGCAGACCUCCAAGGAGAUUUCAAGUGACAUUGUGGAGGCAUGGAACGAAUUUGAAUCAUGUCUUCAACGAUUUUCUGUUGUAUUGUCCCUUGAUGAAGUGGAGACAAUUGAAGAAAAAGCACGCUCAUCCUCAUCCUCUAAGCCUCGCUACAGUUUGUAUGAUGAGGACAUUUCAUUCAAGGACUGGGUUCCUCAGACCAAGUGGCUCCUAAUGCCAACAAUAUACAAGGGGUCCAAGAACCGUACUGAUAAAUCACAUCCACUUCCUGAGUGGCUAAAAAGCCAUGAUGAUUUUUUAUAUAUCUGGGAUUCAACAAGUGAGGAGACAGAUCCUGAAGAGGCAAAGCCACCAAGUGAGGAGGAGGAAGAAAGGGAAGAAGAGGACAUCGCAUCUCAGUCACAGGGGAAGGGGAAGGGGAAGAUGCAUGAGGGUCCACCUACAAAGGCAUGCAAUUCUAUUAUCUGCCUCUGGAGAAAUAAUGCCAUUUCUUACCCAAUUAUUAUUGUCACAGCCGUUGCCAAUGCUGGAGGUAGUGAGUAUGAAGGUGAUAAUGUGGUCCCAGAGACCCCCUCUCCAUCCCAAGCAAAGCAAACAACUGGUGGUGGAAAGCGGCCCCACCAAUCCUCUAUCACCUCAACCUCUUCAAUUUCAAUGCCUGCAACACCCAUGAAGCUUGGCAGAAUUAUGCAACCACCUGCUCCCCCAGCGAUCUCAACCCGCCAGAGUUCAAGGAGAAUCCAACAAGCUUCUACCUCAGAGGGAAGGGCCAGGAGUAGAAAGCCUGAUGAUGAUGGACUUGCCACCUUCUCACACUACCAUGAUAUAUAUACAUUGGACAUGUCAUAUCCAUACAAUCCCGACCUCCGCUCCGGGCUCCCAGAACUCCGAACUCCGACUUCCGGAGCCCUACUUCCCUUCCGUCACCUUCUCCUUGCCGACUCCCAAGAGGUUAUCCCACCUCCGGCUCGGACACCACCUUCAGUCCGACUCCGGAACAUUCCGGGUCCGACCCCAACCUCGACACCUUCCAGACGAGUACGCAACACCUAUGCUCCCGACUCCGGACCUCCGCUCCGGAAUCCCGUUUGCGUCUCUGUCUCCGGAACCUCCGGUCUUAGCUCCGACCUCAGACUUUGA
This is a messenger RNA of Cantharellus anzutake, 3591 nucleotides long. RefSeq lists its product as uncharacterized. The record is from RefSeq and is a predicted model, not a curated record. The coding region runs from base 1 to 3591 and encodes 1196 amino acids. The transcript is spliced from 13 exons. NCBI's taxonomy places the organism in Eukaryota, Fungi, Basidiomycota, Agaricomycetes, Cantharellales, Hydnaceae.